Molecule: messenger RNA, 2919 nt
Organism: Epinephelus lanceolatus (giant grouper)
Lineage: Eukaryota; Metazoa; Chordata; Actinopteri; Perciformes; Serranidae
Gene: aph1b
Product: aph-1B gamma-secretase subunit
Biological process (GO): positive regulation of catalytic activity; protein processing
Cellular component (GO): membrane
Source: RefSeq, a predicted model, not a curated record
CCCUCGGUCAUGUGACACGCUAGUGGAGGUGGAAGUUGGGGAAACCAUCCACUACACCAGCAGGCUACGGUUGAAAAUUUGAAAGACAAACAUCGUUAUAUCCACGUUUAAAGGAACAAGACAAGGCGCUUGUAUUCGCGCUGCUGGCCGCUGAUUUCCCCCCAUAAAGAGACCAAAAUGACGGCGGCGGUAUUUUUCGGCUGCACCUUCAUCGCCUUCGGCCCAGCUAUCGCUCUGUUCCUGUUUACCAUCGCCCGGGAGCCGCUGAGGGUCAUUUUCCUCAUAGCAGGAGCGUUUUUCUGGCUGGUGUCUCUGCUGCUGGCCUCCCUGGUGUGGUUCAUCUCAGUUCAGAUCAGUAACAAGGACAGCCCAGCGCAGCAGAAAGGUCUCCUCAUCUUCGGUGUGGUGCUGUCCGUCCUGCUGCAGGAAACCUUCCGCUUCGCUUACUACAAGCUGCUGAAGAAGGCGAAUGAAGGCCUCCUCGCUCUCAGUCAGGAGGAAACCAUGCCGAUCUCCAUACGUCAGCUGGCCUAUGUGUCCGGCCUCGGCUUUGGCUUCAUGAGCGGUGCGUUCUCGGUGGUGAACAUCCUGGCGGACUCUGUGGGGCCAGGGACUGUUGGGAUCCAUGGAGACUCGCAGCACUACUUCCUGUCCUCAGCCUUCAUGACCAUGGCCAUCAUCCUGCUUCACAUGUUCUGGGGCGUCGUCUUCUUUGAUGCCUGCGAGAAGCAGCGCUGGUGGGCGGUGGCUGCUGUUGUCAUCAGCCACCUUGUCGUUUCCUGUCUGACCUUCCAGAACCCCGAGUACGUCGCCAGCCUCGUUCCCACCUACAUCAUCUUGUUCCUGAUGGGCAUCUGGGCGUUUUACUCUGCUGGCGGCUCCCUUAGGAACCUCAAACUUUGCCUCACCUGCAAAGACAAAGACUUCCUGCUGGCCAACCACCGGCCCAGAUAACGCUGCACACCAGGCAGUGUGCAGGACUCUCUAUCCAAAGAUCACUGAGUUCACACACACAAACACACAUACACUAAACACAGCGAAGCAGCAGUGUUAACCUUCUGUUAAUCUGCUCUUUCACUUAAGAGGUAUUUCAUGAUCUUAAGUCUAAAAGUAAAAGCAUUAGAAGUUCCUCCAAGGAAAGAAACAAAAAGAUCAUUUUGAUUCAUGUCCAGCUCAGAGGCUCAGUUAGUUUGUACAAUGAGGUUCUGUUAAAAACGAAAUAUCUGAUAUCUGGCUGAAAGUUUUCCCUGUUUGUUGCCUGAUGCUCUGAAAGAAACAACAAGCCUACAAACGAUAUUUUAGGUUGGUGACACUCUUUACAUUCUGUACAUAUUCCAAUGUUUUAAACUUUUCUGACAGGUAUCUUCUUUUCAAAUGUGUCAAAUCUUUCAAGGGGUGGAUUUAUCAUUUAUGAACAAAACUCUGUAAAUAUUUAUGCAUUUUUAAUUCCCUGAUGUGUAGAUAGUGAGAAGUUUUAACCUUUUUCAAGAUGUGACAUCUUUAGUCUGUGUAAGAACUUGCCUUUCAUUUGAAAUGAAGCUAAAAGGGGACAUGGGCUGCUGUUUGGUUCUUUUCCCGGUCAUCCUGAGGUCAUGAGUGAAAUACUUAUGUUUUAUUCCACAUAUGAGUAUUAAUGUCUUAGGGCAUCUUCAUAUUAGGCACCACUGAUUCGAGCUGUGCCCGAGUAUGUACAUUAGUAAUAGUUCUCUGUACCUGAAUACACUUGCAUCAUCUACGUGGCAUUUUUGUUGUGCUACAGUGUAGGAAAGGGCCCCACAGAUGGACACUGUUCCCCCGAGGAACGUCAUCAACAGACUGGUGGAGGAGCGAGUCGCUGGAACUCUCCGCCUCCUGCUGGAGCUCCAACUGUAGGUCAGAGACAGCAGCAGAGCUAAGUUUGGGUCUGUCUGCAUUGGGCUGCGCUGCUGUCUGAUAUAGUCUUGUGUUAGAGAACAGUCCGCUUUCGCGUUUUGUUACGACACGCAUACCGUACCAGAGUGCACAAGAAUUGUACCUAAGAUCACCUUUUUAAGUGGACUCGGGCACAGAUUGAGGUAUUGUGCCUGAGUACAGUACACAGUGGUCACACUAGUCAAGUGAACUGGACUUAGGGGGUCAGGUGUAUUAAAACAUGGGCCAGGGUCCCUGAUUUAAAAGCCCCCUAAUCAAAGCUAAUGGUUACUGAUUUGAAAGCUAAAUUAACAAACAUUUCCUGUUUGUUCUCCUUUACUUCUGUUUCCUAUCUGAGAGGCGAGGAGCUCAGACUAAAACGUAAAAAAACAGAAAAGGAAUUAUAAAAUCUUAAUUUAUACCUGCAGUAUUUCUCACUUGAUUUAGCUCAUGAUUCUGAGAAGAAAAAUGUUAAAUAUCGCCAAGUCACAAGACUCUCCAGUCUUUAUCUGAAGCUGACUGAAGUCAAACAGAAACUGUCAGCUUCUGUGUAGGUUAGCAGACGGUUCAUUUUCUUUAUUUCUCACUUUUCUGUGAGUGAAAACCCUCAAUUCUAAAUCAGUAAGACCAUGAACAGGUAGAAGUUUUGGCUCAGUGAUCUUUGAAUGUUCACUUUCUUUGUUGCCUUUAUUUAUGUUUCUGAGUGAGCAUGGGAGUUAACGUGAGCGGUGUCCGACACGUAAGAAAUUCCAAACAAUGAAUGUCUUCCUUUGCACCUGAUUUUGUUUUGUUGUUGAACUUCUUGUACAGUUUGUAUAGAUUACAAUCUGCUGUGUUUAUACUACUAUAUGAAAACUGGAACCUUUUGCGUUAAGCAUAUUAUUACUAUCCUGCGUUGUGCUGGCACUUGACUCCAGACAGAAUCUAAUUUGGCUUGUUCACACAGGUAGAGAAGACAGUUAUUAGACACACACUAAGCUAAAACUAAUGUCAAAUAUACAGUCCUGCAAUAAAUCCUCCUUCACGAAA